AUGUUCCCGUAUAUACCCGACAUCGAAAAUCAAUUUCCGGUUAAGCUGAGCAUAGAGGACGUCCUCGCUAUACAGAAUCUGUACGGGUCUCACGAUGAUGGAAAUUAUCCAACGAUUCCUACAACCACCAUAGCACCCGCGACGACGACGAGCGUCGCGCCGACCGACCCCGCGCGCGCGGAUCUCUGCGCGUUGCGGCGCAUAGAUGCGGCGUUAAUAAUGAAUCGUCGCUUGUACAUAGCUAAUCGCCGCAACGUAUGGUCGGUCGACAUAACCGAGAGACGCUACGGUAGACCCAUGAAGUUGACGGAUUACGCGACGUUUCUUCCGGCGAAUCUCACGCGCCUGUCCACCGCGUAUCGAAGACCAUCGGGCGAUCUCGCGCUAUUCGUUAACGAUUCGAUCUAUGUCGCGGAAUAUCCCAGUUUUAAGCUAAAACCUGGUUGGCCGAGAUCUCUCCACGAUAUCGGACUUCCCCGAGACGCUAAGAUCAACGCCGCGAUAAACACGCAUACGGGACGAACCUACGCGAUCUACGACGACGACAAAGUAGCGGAGAUCGACGAAUGUCGCAUGAUAGCCGUUAGACACGCUCCGUUGAAAGAUAUAUUUCCAGGAAUACCGCCCGCGAUAACAUCGGCCUACCGACACAUCGACGAUAACCUAUAUUUUUUCGCAAAGCGUCAAUUCUACGCACAAGGUUACGACUGGACGUCGAGACGCGACGUCGCGAUCGGACGAUCGCUUAGAAUCUUGGGAAGAUGCUACCCAUUGACCAAAACGGCGUACAAACAUCUCGAAGUCGGUGUUAACGUCAGCCGACCCUCUUACGUGGAAGUCGUCCUCGGAAAUUGUCACGGCAAAGAGAUCUCGUUUGCGCCGGAUGUGUGGAAGGAACUGCUCGAUCUGCGAUCCAUGCUUACGUCGUACUUUCAGCGCGACGAGCGAGAGGAGAUGCGCCCUCCAGCCCCGAUAUAUAUCGGACAAUUAACGUUGCGAUUCGGCAAACUUAACAAUCUUCGAAUACUCCGUCUCGAAACACCUAAGGAUCGUCUAGUCGCAUCGAGGAGCACCGUGCUAAAUAUAUUAAACUUGGAGCAUUGCAUCAACCGCAUCAUUACAACUUUGAGCGGUUUAACCGGAUACAUCGAUAAUAAGCUAACGCGCUUCCUCGAUAUCGCGGCCGGCGUCCACGAUCGGACGCUUAUUCCGACGGCGAUAUGCGACAGCGAGAACUUCGACUGCAACGAUAUAAUCGAUUGCGAACUGCAGGCUCUGCUCUUCGGAGAAUCCUAA
Formica exsecta is the source of this 1296-nucleotide messenger RNA. RefSeq names its product 72 kDa type IV collagenase-like. The record is from RefSeq and is a predicted model, not a curated record. NCBI's taxonomy places the organism in Eukaryota, Metazoa, Arthropoda, Insecta, Hymenoptera, Formicidae. Bases 1 to 1296 code for a protein of 431 amino acids. The transcript is spliced from 2 exons.